Molecule: messenger RNA, 2484 nt
Organism: Mercurialis annua (annual mercury)
Lineage: Eukaryota; Viridiplantae; Streptophyta; Magnoliopsida; Malpighiales; Euphorbiaceae
Product: subtilisin-like protease SBT5.3
Exons: 10
Coding region: 92-2365 (757 amino acids)
Biological process (GO): proteolysis
Molecular function (GO): serine-type endopeptidase activity
Source: RefSeq, a predicted model, not a curated record
UCAUUUUCGAAUUGGAUAUAGACAGAAUGGGUUGCCCCUUGAAACAUUUCUAUAAUUAAAGGCAACUCCAUCAUUGUUGAGCAAGAAAAAUAUGAAAAUUUUGAUGUCUAUCAUUUGUCUUUUGUUUUUCAUCUCUUUGUUGCAGACUCCAAUAGAAGCUGCCCAAAAGUCGUAUGUGGUGUACUUAGGAGGCCAUUCUCAUGGAUUUCGGCUCUCUUUGACACUAGAUCAUACCGCUGCAGUUGCUAAUUCACACUACGAGCUUUUGAGUUCUUGCAUGACAAUAAAGGAGAAGGCAAGAGAAGCGAUAUUCUAUUCAUAUACCAACUCUAUCAAUGGAUUUGCAGCUGUACUUGAUGAUGAAGAAGUCCUAAAGAUUUCGAAGCAUCCAGAUGUUGUAUCAGUUUUUCCCAAUGGAUUAGAAAAUGAACUAGAAACAACAAGAUCAUGGGAGUUUCUUGGAUUAGAGAAAAAUGGCGAAGUUGUUCCUAAUUCUCUCUGGCCAAAAUCAAAAUUUGGAGAAGAUGCCAUUGUUGCAAACCUUGACAGUGGUGUGUGGCCGGAAUCUGAAAGCUUCAAUGAUGAAGGGAUGGAACCUAUACCGUCAACUUGGAAAGGUCAUUGUGAUACAAAAAAUGGGUUCAAAUGCAACAAGAAGCUCAUUGGGGCAAGAUACUUCAGCAAGGGCUUUGAAGCUUCAGGCAUUGCUCUCAAUUCUUCUGAAAUCGAUGCUCGAGACAGAGACGGUCAUGGCACACACACGCUUUCUACAGCAGGCGGUCGGUUUGUUCCAGGUGCUAACCUGCUUGGUUCAGCCAAUGGAACUGCGAAAGGAGGAGCGCCCAAUGCUCGAGUUGCUGCAUACAAAGUUUGCUGGGGAGGCUGCACUGAUGCUGAUAUAUUAGCUGGAUUUGAUGCUGCUAUUCAUGAUGGUGUUGAUAUUAUAAAUCUUUCGCUUAGUAGUCGUCCUGCCCCUUUCGCGGAGAGUGCCAUAUCGAUUGGAUCUUUCCAUGCUACUAGCAGUGGGAUUCUUGUCGUCGCCUCAGCUGGAAAUCAAGGGGACGAAGGAGGGAGGGUGCGAAAUGGAGCACCAUGGAUGCUCACAGUUGGAGCUGGGACCAUUGAUCGCAAUUUUACUUCUGAUGUUGUACUUGGAAAUAAAAAGACAAUCAAGGGAGGCCUCAGUUUUCAUACCAAUACUUUACCUGCUAAAAAGUACUAUCCCCUGGUUUAUGCUUUGGAUGCCAAGGCCUCCAAUGCAUCUUCUGAUGAUGCACAGUCCUGCGCUCAAGGAUCCCUUGAACCAAGCAAGGUUAAAGGCAAAAUUGUGUAUUGUGCAAGGAGUUUUGUUUUCGACGUUGAUAAGAGCUUCGUUGUGGCGCAAGCUGGUGGCGUUGGAGUGAUCUUUGCUAGAUCUGUAUUAUCAGAUAAAGUUGAACCUCACUUCAUUCCUACUACAGCUAUUUUUGAAGAAGAUGGUGAAGACAUUUUAUCUUAUAUAAACAGCACUAGGUCACCAGUAGCUUACAUAAGUGGUGGAACAGUAUAUGGAAAAGCUGCUGCACCAGCACCUGUCGUCGCUGCAUUUUCAUCUACUGGACCUAAUUCGAUUACUCCAGAAAUCCUUAAGCCUGAUAUCUUAGCUCCUGGCGUGAACAUUUUAGCUGCUUACGUUCGAAACAAAGGGCCGGCUUCUAUACCUGAAGACCAUAGACAUGUUCCAUUCACUAUUCUUUUUGGAACUUCAAUGGCAGCCCCUCAUGUUGCUGGCGUUGCUGGUCUUCUUAAAGCCUUUCAUCCUGAUUGGAGUCCUUCUGCAAUCAAAUCUGCAAUCAUGACCACAGCAAGAACUAGGGAUAAUGCCGGAAAGCCUAUUUUCGCCGAGGAAAAUUUCAAGGCAACCCCUCUUGAAUACGGAUCUGGUCAUAUUAUGCCAAACCGAGCAAUGGAUCCAGGCUUGGUUUACGAUUUAAGUACUAAAGACUACUUGAAUUUUCUAUGCUCCCUUGGCAACAACAAAACGGAAAUGUCAGUUUUCGACAAGUCGCAUAAGUGCCCCUCAACCAACAUUAGUCUACUGGACUUCAACUACCCAGCAAUCACUCUCCCUGAUCUCUUGGACAAUGUAACAGUAACUAGAACCUUAAAGAAUGUAGGAACUUCAGGUGUAUAUAAAGUUCGUGUUCAAGCGCCUAAAGGAUUAUCAAUCAAGGUGGAUCCGACGAGUUUGAAAUUCAGCAAGAUGUAUCAACAGAAAAGUUUCAAGGUGACAAUAAAGAGAGAGGGACUAGACAGCUUUGGUGUUGGUAGGCUGAUAUGGUCUGAUGGAGAUCACUUUGUAAGGAGUCCGAUUACGGUUUUCUGAAAGCAUGAACUCAAAAGUUUCGUGCGCCUUUAUUGAGAUCAUAAAAUGUAUACUACUCGUUUCUUAAAUUAAGUUGAAUAUUACUCUAUUUGAAGUGCAUUGCAAGUAAUAUUUGGAUA